CACGUGUUUUCUCGUUCAUUUUGUCGUUGCGCGCAACACGUGCGGAGGUUCCUCCGUCUAUUAGUAGUUCUCUCAGACAAAAGCAGAUAAAAUGGCAGACGUUGAAGUCCGCAAGGAAAAGAAAAAGAAGAAGAUCAAGGAGGAGCCCCUGGACGGGGAUGAUAUUGGAACCCUGCAGAAGCAGGGCAACUUCCAGAUCAAGCCCUCCUCAAAGAUCGCAGAGCUCGAUACCUCACAAUGGCCGCUGCUGCUCAAGAACUUUGACAAGCUAAACAUUCGAUCCAACCACUACACUCCAUUGGCCCAUGGAUCUUCUCCCCUGAACCGCGACAUCAAGGAAUACAUGAAGACGGGCUUUAUCAAUCUUGACAAGCCGUCAAACCCCAGCUCCCAUGAGGUGGUGGCCUGGAUCAAGAAGAUUCUAAAGGUGGAAAAGACAGGCCACUCUGGCACGCUGGAUCCCAAAGUCACGGGUUGCCUGAUUGUGUGCAUUGACAGGGCCACCCGACUGGUCAAAUCACAACAAAGCGCUGGUAAGGAGUACGUAGCCAUCUUCAAGCUGCAUGGAGCCGUAGAGUCUGUUGCCAAAGUGCGUCAGGGUCUGGAGAAGCUGCGGGGCGCACUGUUCCAGCGACCUCCUCUCAUCUCCGCUGUGAAGCGACAACUGCGAGUCCGUACUGUUUACGACAGUAAGCUGUUGGACUACGAUGAGAGCCGGAAUAUGGGUGUUUUUUGGGUUAGUUGCGAGGCCGGCUCCUACAUCCGUACGAUGUGUGUACAUCUGGGUCUUGUUUUGGGCGUUGGUGGCCAGAUGCUGGAGCUGCGUCGUGUCCGCUCGGGCAUUCAGUCGGAGCGUGACGGCAUGGUGACUAUGCAUGACGUUUUGGACGCCAUGUGGCUGUACGAGAACCAUAAGGACGAGUCUAUGCUGCGACGUGUUAUCAAGCCGCUGGAAGGUCUGCUGGUCAACCACAAGCGCAUCAUCAUGAAAGACAGCUCGGUAAAUGCUGUUUGUUAUGGUGCCAAAAUCAUGUUGCCCGGUGUCCUGCGAUACGAGGAUGGUAUUGAGAUAGACCAGGAGAUUGUCAUUUGCACUACCAAGGGUGAAGCCAUUUGCCUGGCCAUUGCUCUUAUGACCACAGCUACUAUGUCGUCCUGCGACCAUGGUGUGGUUGCUAAGAUAAAGCGUGUGAUUAUGGAGCGUGAUACAUAUCCGCGCAAGUGGGGAUUGGGUCCCAAGGCGUCGGCUAAGAAGGCCCUCAUAGCCGCUGGCAAGCUGGAUAAAUUCGGUCGUCCCAAUGAGAACACACCUAAAGAGUGGCUCACCGGUUUUGUGGACUACAGUGCCAAGAAGGCAGCAGCAGCUCCUCAGGAGUCAGCUCCUUCAAAUGGAUCCAGUGAACCCAGCAAGCGCAAGUUGAGCACCUCGAGCGUUGAGGAAACGUCGGCACUCGCAGCCUCUGAGGAGACUCCAUCCAAGGACAAAAAGAAGAAGAAAAAGAAGCAUAAGGGCGAAGAAGAGGCACCAGUAGCUGAGGAAGAUUCAGAGCCUGUAGAAAAGGAGAAGAAAAAGAAGAAGAAGAAGGAUAAAGAUAGGGACAGAGAUGAAGCUCAGGAAUAGUAACAUGAUCGAAUGUUUCUAUAGGAUUAGGUUUUAUAGAGAACUCUACGGUUUUUUGUAGAGACACCUACCAAUUUGCUAGCUGUUAAGUUUAAGGAGUGUUUUUAUGUGUAGAAGUGCAUACAAAUAACAAAUGCAUUUAAGUGACAUUCGCAAUGCAAUAAAUUGUAUUUUUUAUUGUAAA
Drosophila eugracilis is the source of this 1805-nucleotide messenger RNA. It is a transcript of the gene Nop60B, whose product is annotated as H/ACA ribonucleoprotein complex subunit 4. Gene Ontology annotation, biological process: mRNA pseudouridine synthesis; snRNA pseudouridine synthesis; box H/ACA sno(s)RNA 3'-end processing. The transcript is spliced from 6 exons. NCBI's taxonomy places the organism in Eukaryota, Metazoa, Arthropoda, Insecta, Diptera, Drosophilidae. Bases 92 to 1621 code for a protein of 509 amino acids. Gene Ontology annotation, cellular component: box H/ACA snoRNP complex. The record is from RefSeq and is a predicted model, not a curated record. Gene Ontology annotation, molecular function: pseudouridine synthase activity; RNA binding.